AUGGACGGAAGCACAAGGACGAGCACUGAGACAGACGCAGAAGAACAGGCGCGGCUGCAACGGCAGUUCCGGUUGUUUCAGGAGGCGCUCCCUAAAGUGAGCGCUGCGGCAUACCAGAUGCUGCUGGGGGCGGUGGUACCGACGAGUGCGGCAGUGCAGCGGGAGCUGGAGGGGAAGGAGGUGCCGGCAGCCGCGCACCAGCAGCUGGCGCAGUUGGCGGAGGACGAGCGCGAGCGCGCGGAGGUGAGCGCGCGUGUAGGGCAGAUCGGGUUCCAGGUGGGUAGCAAGGUGACGGAGCUGCUGGUGUUCAGCAACAACCCAGGACUGCACUUCGGGCAGAUGGACCUACUGGGGGUGAUGAAGUUCAUCUGCCGGGAAGUGUGGAAGCACCUGUUUGGGAAGCAGAUCGAUAAUCUCAAGACGAACCAUCGGGGGACGUUCUACCUGUUCGACUACGACUACCAGCCCAUCCGCGAUUUUGCGCUGGAGGGCGAAGUGAGUGAGCGGGAGCUGCGCAUGGUUGAGCCGUACUUGCACUUACCGUGCGGGGUCAUCCGCGGGAUUCUAGCGUCGCUGGGCUUCGGCGAGGAGGACACGGUGAGCGUGACCGUCUCGUUUGUAGAGCUGCCGAAGGAGCGGGUGGCGACACCGCAUCAGUUCCCUCGGGGUGUCAACUUCAACGUGCAAAUUGCGGGCAAGUAG
Molecule: messenger RNA, 702 nt
Organism: Eremothecium gossypii ATCC 10895
Lineage: Eukaryota; Fungi; Ascomycota; Saccharomycetes; Saccharomycetales; Saccharomycetaceae
Gene: TRS33
Product: Trs33p
Exons: 1
Coding region: 1-702 (233 amino acids)
Biological process (GO): endoplasmic reticulum to Golgi vesicle-mediated transport; regulation of GTPase activity
Cellular component (GO): cis-Golgi network; trans-Golgi network; TRAPP complex
Source: RefSeq, marked provisional